GCACCUUGUAUUAGCUUGGUUUACAAAUACAAGAAUUUUGUCUAUAUUUCACAAUUCACCUUAUAAAACAAUCAUAAACCACAAAUAAAAAGCUAAAUUAAAAGAUAAAAAUGUUAGCGGUACGAGCCUUCUGCUUCCUCUUCCCACUAGUAUGGUUAAGUUUGGCAACCCCCAUUGCGAAACCUGGCUGCCAACCUAGCUGCGGAAACAUAAGUAUUCCCUACCCGUAUGGUAUCGGCAGCAGCAAAGACGGGGAUGCAUGUUUCUUAAAUGAAUUCUACAACAUAAGUUGCGUCGAGACUGCCGAUCAUCCGCCAAAAGCCUUUUUAAAAGGCAAAAACAUUGAGAUUCUUAACAUAUCCAUUAACGGGCAGAUCCUUGUUAAGAGCUUUGUGGCAACUGCAUUCUACAAAAAAGGACAAGUUGUAAAUUCAACUUCUGUAGAAGAUGAAGCAGAUAUAUCAAGUUAUCCAAUGGUAUAUUCCUACACCGAGAACAAGCUUAUCACCAUUGGCUGUGAUGAUUAUGCCGUACUUGGCAGGGUUAGUGCCUCUGAAUCUGCUUUAACAGGUGGGUGCAUUGCAGGGUGUGAAGAUUUAUCAGUCGUGGUAAACGGAUCGUGUUCAGGGGUUGGUUGCUGCCAAACAUCCAUCCCAAUCGCGUUGUUUAAAUAUAACUUAAUGUUAGGUAGUUUGAAGAACCACACAACGGUUGACAAGCGUAAUCCAUAUGGCUACGCUUUCAUAGGGAAACCGAGUAAGUUCAACUUCACUGUUGCUGAUCUUGGUGACCCUGACUUCGCCAAGAGAACAAGAGACACUGUUCCGGUCGUCAUUGAUUGGUUUGUUCGGUAUGAUACUUUUUCUUCCGCUUAUCCAACAGUAUCAUAUAACGAUUUUACUAAUCACAUUAACAUCAAAUGUCACGAUUAUAAGCCUUGCCAUGGUGGCUGUGGCCAACAAUGUAGUUGUCUUCCUGGUUACCAGGGUAAUCCUUAUCUUCGUCCCGGAUGUACAGAUAUUGAUGAAUGUACAAAUAUUUCAAGUACUCAUUGUUCUCAUAUUUGUAUAAACACGGAGGGUGGCUACAAAUGCUCUUGUCCGAGAGGAUAUCAUGGAGAUGGUUGGAAGAAUGGAACACGUUGUGUCAAUUCUUUUCCAAAAGUAGCUGUAUAUAUCUGUGCAGUAUUGGGAUUGCUACUUUUGCCUCCAGUUGGGUGGUGGUUGUAUUUUAUGAACAAAAAAAGAAAGGUAGUUAAGCAAAAAGCUAAGAACUUUAAGAAAAAUGGUGGUUUGUUGAUGCGACGUCGUAUGUCGUCUGAUGAACGCUUAAUGGAAAGAGCAUAUUUCUUCACCAUUGAUGAGCUGGAAACAGCCACAGACCACUUUAAUGAGAGUAGGAUACUUGGACGAGGAGGGCAAGGUAUUGUUUAUAAGGGAAUGCUAGGUGAAGGGAGACUUGUUGCUGUAAAAAAAUCUACGACAUUGAAUGAAAGCCAGCAAGAAGAUUUCAUCAACGAAGUUGUUAUCAUGUCUCAAGUAAUUCAUAGGAGUAUAGUCAGGUUACUAGGAUUCUGUUUGGAUUCGGAAGUCCCAAUACUAGUUUACGAGUUUAUCCCCAACGGAACUCUUUUCAAUAAUCUCCAUCAUCUAUAUGAAGAGUUUCCAAUCACAUGGACAAUGCGCUUGCAAAUUGCUUCCGAUUUAGCAAGAGCACUUCUUUAUCUACAUUCAUUUUCUUAUGUUCCUAUACUUCAUAGGGACAUCAAAUCUUCCAACAUUCUAUUAGAUGAUAAGUACAGGGCAAAGUUAUCGGAUUUUGGGUUAUCAAAAAAUGUGGCUCUCGAUCAAACCCAUGUAAGCACAGAUGUUAAGGGAACAUUUGGUUAUUUAGAUCCUGAAUUUUUUGAGACAAGCCAAUAUACUGAGAAGAGUGAUGUUUAUAGUUUCGGUGUGGUCCUUGUUGAACUUUUAACAGGACAAAAGGCAAUACGUGCUAUGUGCGAACAAGAAAGAAGUUUGGUUUCAUGGUUUCUUUCACAUAUGAAAAACUCUCAAUUACUUGUCAUUGUGGACCCUCAAUUGCUAAAAGAGAGUUCGAAGGAAGAGGUUUACACUAUUGCUGAUCUUGCAAUACAAUGCUUGAAUAAGAAAGGUAAGAGAAGACCCGCUAUGAAAGAAGUUCUACUUGUACUAGAGACAGCAGAGUCUCGUCAUAUUAAAUUGGCCCAAACCGAUGAAGUACAAACCAGCUCAAUACUCGAGCAAGUGUUGACUGCUGGAAUAACUUGCAAAUCAAAUGAUGAAAAUGUUGUAGCUUCCUCUACAUCUAGUAUGGAAACACCUUAUUUUAGAUCAGCUGAAGUGUCUUUUUUAUCUGACACCAGGCGUUGUAGUGAUAUAGAGUAAUGAGAAGCUGGACUUGGCAGUGUUGUUUUUGGCGGGAAAGUUUGUUAAGAAAUUAUGUUAUUUUCAUAUUUAUUGUUUUCCAGUUUAUUUGCAUAUGCUGUUAUUUUUGUGUAAUUGUAAGAUGUGUUAAGUUUUCUAUAAAGAACUAAAUCAGUUGGAAUUUUAAUUCUCAUUGAAUGAUAAUUACGCUAAAUCCUUCUCUCCG
Chenopodium quinoa (quinoa) is the source of this 2613-nucleotide messenger RNA. Its product is annotated as wall-associated receptor kinase-like 8. The transcript has 2 exons. Gene Ontology annotation, cellular component: plasma membrane. The record is from RefSeq and is a predicted model, not a curated record. Bases 111 to 2408 code for a protein of 765 amino acids. Gene Ontology annotation, molecular function: calcium ion binding; ATP binding; polysaccharide binding. Lineage: Eukaryota; Viridiplantae; Streptophyta; Magnoliopsida; Caryophyllales; Amaranthaceae. Gene Ontology annotation, biological process: cell surface receptor signaling pathway; protein phosphorylation.